Lactuca virosa is the source of this 1542-nucleotide messenger RNA. The record is from the annotation of a GenBank genome assembly. NCBI's taxonomy places the organism in Eukaryota, Viridiplantae, Streptophyta, Magnoliopsida, Asterales, Asteraceae.
AUGGCCUCUUACAUGAAUCUUCUCUCAGAUCCAAUCAUCAUAACAACAGUGACACCAUUAUUUUUACUCCUUGUUUUCCUAUAUGUCUACAAGCAACAACAAACAAAUGGGAGGAAAUAUUAUCCGGUUGGGGGGAAUGUUUUUGGCAUACUCAUUAACUUCAACACGAUGCAUGAUUACAUGGCUCAUCGAGCAGAAAAAUACAAAACUUACAGAAUGCUUAGCCCUUUGCAUCGUGAAAUUUUUACAAUUGAUCCCGUGAAUGUGGAAUAUAUACUCAAAACGAAUUUCAAAAAUUAUGGAAAGGGAACAUAUACCCGCGACAUUCUAAAGGAGCUACUUGGUGAUGGAAUAUUCACAGUCGAUGGGGACAAAUGGCGAGAACAGAGGAAGGUUUCGAGUCAUGAGUUCUCUACGACAGUCUUAAGAGAUUUUAGUAGUGUAAUUUUCAGAAACAAUACAAUAAAACUGGGGAACAUAUUGUCAGAAGCAGCAAACAACAUGCAAAUAGUCGAUAUAAACGAUUUAUUCUUGAAGACAACCAUGGAUUCAAUAUUUAAUGUUGGUUUUGGGAUUGAUCUUGAUAACAUGAGUGGUUCUAGUGAAGAAGGUGUCAGAUUCAGUCGUGCAUUUGAUGAUGCGAACACCUUAACAUAUCGAAGAUUUGUUGACGUAUUUUGGAAGAUAAAGAAAUAUCUGAAUAUUGGCUCCGAAGCGGAGUUGAAGAAAACUAUACAAAUCAUUGAUGAGUUCGUUUACAAGUUGAUCCAGAUCAAGACCGAAGAAAUGCAUAAGACAAAGAAUGAGCAUUCAGUCUUCAUAAAAAAGGACAUCCUAUCGAGGUUUCUGCAGAUCAAAGAUAAAGACCCAAAGUUCAUACGAGAUAUAAUACUAAACUUCGUACUUGCUGGUAAAGAUCCCAUAGGGCUUACUAUGUCUUGGUUCAUUUACAUGCUUUGCAAGCAUCCUGAUGUUCAAGAUAAGGUUGCAAAAGAAAUCAAAGAAGCAACGAACGUAAAAAAAGAUAUCAGAAAUGUUGCAGAUUUUGCUGCCCAUGUGAGUGAACUUGCGCUUGGGAAGAUGCAAUAUCUUCACGCAGCUUUGACAGAAACUAUCAGACUCUAUCCCGCAUUGCCAUUGGACCCAAAGAUAUGCUUUUCAGAUGAUGUUCUACCAGAUGGUGGUAUUGUGAAGAAAGGGGAUAUGGUAUCGUAUCUGCCAUAUGCAAUGGGGAGGAUGAAUUUCGUAUGGGGUGACGAUGCACUUGAGUUUAAACCAGAAAGGUGGCUUGAUGACAAUGGUUGCUUCCAUCCAGAGAGCCCCUUCAAAUUUACAGCAUUUCAGGCUGGGCUGAGGUCAUGUUUGGGUCAAGAUUUCGCAUAUAGGCAAAUGAAGAUAUUCUCAUCUAUCUUGUUAGGUUGUUUCGUAUUCAAGUUGAGUGAUGAUAACAAUAUUUCAAGAUACAGAACCUCGAUUAAUCUUCACGUCGAUGGUCCAUUGCAAAUUCGUGUUUUCAACAGAUUUGAUUUACCCAAUCCAUAA